Molecule: messenger RNA, 827 nt
Organism: Xiphophorus couchianus (Monterrey platyfish)
Lineage: Eukaryota; Metazoa; Chordata; Actinopteri; Cyprinodontiformes; Poeciliidae
Product: loricrin-like
Exons: 3
Coding region: 1-780 (259 amino acids)
Source: RefSeq, a predicted model, not a curated record
AUGACGCGCCCCUCGAGGCAGGGUCUCUGGUGGAGCACAGGGGGUCUGAGUUGCAGGAGUCGGGGUCUGAGUCUCAGGAGGAUCGUAGGGAGUCGGGGUCUGAGUCUCAGGAGGAUCGUAGGGAGCGAGCCGGGACGAAGCCUCGGGACUGGCUGCGGAGGCGAGCCGGGACGAAGCCUCGGGACUGGCUGCGGAGGUGGCGGCUCAGGAAAGCGACGAGGGACCGGAUCUGCCGGCGGCUCACGUCGCCGUCUCCGGGCUGACCGCGGAGGUGGCGGCUCCGGAAAGCGACGAGGGGCCGGGUCCAUCGGCGACUCACGUCGCCGUCUCCGGGCUGACCGCGGAGGUGGCGGCUCCGGAAAGCGACGAGGGGCCGGGUCCAUCGGCGGCUCCCAUCGCUGUCCCCGAGCUCGCAGCGGAGGAGGUGCUUCCGGAAAGCGACGAGGGGCCGGGUCCACCGGCGGCUCACGUUGCUGUCUCCGGGCUGACCGCGGAGGAGGUGUUUCCGGAAAGCGACGAGGGGCCGGUUCCACCGGCGGCUCAGGUCGCUGGCUUCCCGGACGAAGGAAUCGACGGGGGCCGUAUCCGGGGGGUGCUAACACCAGCCUUGUUCCCCGGAAAAGCUCCCGCUGCAGGUCGGCGAGAGCUUCAGCUAGCUCCCUGUCCUCCCUGCUGGAUCUCCGCCUCGGUCCGCUCUGCUUUUUCGGAGGGAACCUCACUCCAGCUGGGUCCAUAAUAGCGAGCCUCACCGUUUGGUCUGGUCGGGUCCUUCUGUCAUGAAGUGCGGGUGGUGAGAGUGGUGAGGCAGAGGCAGCGGACCCAGGUAU